Ylistrum balloti is the source of this 14355-nucleotide messenger RNA. RefSeq names its product neural-cadherin-like. NCBI's taxonomy places the organism in Eukaryota, Metazoa, Mollusca, Bivalvia, Pectinida, Pectinidae. The record is from RefSeq and is a predicted model, not a curated record. Bases 1 to 7857 code for a protein of 2618 amino acids. Gene Ontology annotation, cellular component: catenin complex; adherens junction; plasma membrane. The transcript has 35 exons. Gene Ontology annotation, biological process: homophilic cell-cell adhesion; cell morphogenesis; adherens junction organization. Gene Ontology annotation, molecular function: calcium ion binding; cadherin binding.
AUGAAACUCGAUCUUACAGAGCUCACCAUCACACUGAAAGUGACAGAUGCCAAUGACGAACGUCCAAUAUUUGUUAAUCAACCUCGGCCUUUCCUGGCAACAGUGUCAACCAAUCCAAGUGUGGGAGAGAUGGUCUACGAACUGCUUGCAUAUGAUCCAGACACAGGCUCAGACAUCAAAUACAUCUUAGAAUCAGCUGGUGAGCGAAAGUUUGCCAUCCAGAAUGUCAAUGUCAAUGGAACAAAUGUGGGGCGAAUCAUCACGACAGUCAGUGGAAACGGUCAGUUUGAGAGAGGACGUGUUUAUGAGCUUGUUGUUUCUGCCCGUGAUAUGUCUGCGCUUGACGCCUUCCAGAAGUCGGAUUUCGAGAUCGUUCAGGUCCUUGUUGGAAAUCGUUCUCCACAGUUCUUUGAAAAUCCUUACAUUGCUUACGUAUCGGAGAACAACCAGGCAGGAUACAAGCUCCAGACAGCAGAGAGGGUCAAUCUGAAAAUUCAAGCGAAGCCAUUUCAGUCACAGCAAGGUGACCAUUCAGUACGAUUUCAUUUAUACGACGAGCGCAAUCAGCCAUCUUCUUUGUUUGCCAUUAAUGAAGUAGGAGAGGUGGAGACUUUACAGAGCAUGGACUACGAGGCGUCGUCAUGGAAACAGUUUACAUUGACACUUAAUGGCACAGAGGAAUCCACUGGCCUCACAAGUUCAACACAGCUGAUUGUGAACCUGGAAGAUUCCAAUGACAACUCGCCAGUAUUUGGUCUGUCAACAUACACGAACAGUACUAGUGAAGGAACCCCAGUCAAUGCUACCCUGUUCUCAGUGAUAGCCACCGACAGAGAUUCAGGGGAAAAUGCCAAACUGACUUACGAAGUGAACAAUGACCACUUCUACGUGGUCACUCGUUAUGACCCUCUCUCUGGUCACUACAUUGGUGACCUCAAAGUGGCUAAGAGGUUGGAUUAUGACUUUCAUCCCGACAGACUCUAUAAGUUCAAUGUUACGGCGACAGAUCAUGGAGCUCUGCCUAAAAAGGGCUGGGCUAGUGUGGUCAUUUAUGUCACGAAUAUCAACGACGAGAAACCUCGGUUUGGAACAGGGUUAGAGGAAAUCUAUGCCAGCAUCAGGGAGGACCUGACGGCUAAUAACUAUGUGACGAUGAUCCAGGCUGUUGAUCCAGAUGGUGACAAUGUGGAGUACUUUUUCACAGAACGAUUGACGAAAGCCCCAAAUGGUCCUUUCAUAAUUGAUCCGAAGUCUGGAGUGAUUCAGUUGUCCAACUCCAUCCCACCAGCCAUACCCAAGUAUGUGUUAAACAUAACUGCAUACGAUGAUGGAUCUUGCUGUGAAGGUCACGUAACACAGCGCCAGGAUGCAGUUCUUGUUGUAGAGAUCAAGGACAUCAACAACAAUAACCCAGGCUUUCCCUCAUGUAACUACCAACCUACAGUGAUGGAGAACCAACCGGUGGGGACUAGGGUAGUGCAGGUGAGAGCUGAAGACAAUGAUCGUGGACCGAAUGGUCAGAUCACCUAUUCAGUGGUCACUCCAGCUUACCAGACUAAGAACUUCGAUGUUGACCCUGACAAUGGAACUGUGGUCACCAACAUUGUGUUCGACCGGGAAUCAGAGCAGGGUUCCCGUGGUUACCCAGUAACCAUUAAAGCUGAAGACAAGGGACAGCCGCAGCAGCUCAACAGUCUGUGUACCUUCUGGGUUCAUAUCGAUGACCGCAACGACAAUCGGCCCAUGUUUGAUUCGCUCUCCUACUCCAAACAAAUAACACGCACGUUUGAGGUCAAUAAGCGUGUAACGGGUGUAUUAGCGACAGACCGUGACAUGGGACAGAAUGCUGAAGUGGUUUACCUCCUGGAGUCCAACCCUGGAAAUUACUUUAGAAUAGAAGAAGAUACGGGCUCAAUCUUUUUGGACAAGAGUCUCAUUGAUAUUCCGUACACCAGUAAUCAGACUAGUAUUAUUGUAAUGGCGAAGGACAAGGGUAAUCCACCUCUCAACUCCACCGUGCGUGUCACCAUCAGUCUGGCUGCCUCACAAGGGGAGGUACCUACCUGGGACGAGAGUUACGAUGGCAUGGUUUAUGAGGUUGAGGAGACGGUACCUUCGGGUCACACCAUUGGUCGAUUUACAGCCAGCUCUAACAUAUUAGAUCCACAAUUGCAGGGUGUCAGUUUUGCUCUCAUCAAGUCGGAUGGUUCCCAGUCGCAGUUUGACGACAUGUUCCGGAUUUCCACCUCAUCCAACUUGGUGAAACUGAAGCUGCGCGGAAAUCUGGAUUACAAUCACAAGAAUAUGUACACUGUCCGGUUACGUGUCACGAACAAGGGCCUGAACCCAGCAUCUAAUGAAAUGCGUGUGACGGUGAAAGUAAAAGACAUGAACAAUCAGCCACCAAGAUUUGAGGGACUCGACCCGACUAUGAGUAACACCUACCGAGGCAGUGUUCCAGAAAAUGAACCUGUUGGUCAGACAGUCAUCACUGUCAAAGCUGUUGAUGCAGACCACGACCCCCCUAACAACGAGGUCAGAUACAGUAUAAUAGAAGAUCGGUAUGGCGUCCACCGACUGUUUGACAUCAAUCCACUGACCGGUCUGAUCACCACCAACUUCACAUUUGAUCGGGAGCUCGACAACCUCUACUACAUCGACAUCAUGGCUGUUGAUGGCAAGCCAUCAGAUGUGCGUGACCAUGAACCUCCAAACAGUCCAAACAGUGCAACAGCCCAGGUGCUGGUUGUAAUUGGUGACAAGAAUGACAACACGCCACGGUUCCAGGAGACUCUGUAUGAGAAAGAAGUCCAGGAACAGCCACCAGACAGCAGUAAAGCUAUCAUUCGAGUACUGGCAGAAGACCUGGAUAGUUCUGAUGUCCUGACGUACACCAUCACCAGCGGUAACGUGGGGAAUGUGUUUGGAAUCAAACAAAAGACUGGAGAAAUCUACGUAGCUCGAGACCUAGAUUACGAAACUCCACCAAAGGUCUACAACUUGACCAUAACGGCCAAUGAUGGUUACCAUACCAACACGACACGGGUCAAACUGACAGUGCUGGAUAUCAAUGAUAACCAGCCUGAGUUCACUCAAGCUGAGUACAUCAUUCAGGACGUGGUGGAGGAGAUUGAUCCUCCAGCUGGACAACAGAAAUUCCUUGUACAGGUCAGUGCUACAGACAAAGACAUUGACCGUCCACACAACUUUCGGUACAGUCUAAACAUUGAUGACCAAGAUCCUUCUAACCCAAUGUUCACCAUCGGUCCAGAGGAUGGCAGGAUUUUCUUGAAACGUAGUCUUGACCGUGAUCUCCCGAAUGGUCGAGCUGAGUACCAGUUUAACAUUAUUGUUGAAGAUGAACCUGGAAAUCCACAGUCACUGAUUGGCUACGCUUACGUGAAAGUUCAACCGAAGGAUAUCAAUGACAAUGCUCCAUUGUUUGUUGGAAAUCUAACAGGAUAUGUUCCAGAAAAUUCGGCUAAAAGGAAGAAUAUUAUGACGGUGCGAGCCAAGGAUUAUGAUUUAGGAAUGAAUGGAACCGUUUACUAUCAGAUAGAUGGAAGAGGUAACACACCAUCCAAUCCCAAUAAUGGGGACUACCUGUUUAAGAUCCAGGAGUCGUCUGGUCUGGUGUACUCCAACACAGACAUCCUGAACCGUGAGGUGUUGGACCGAUACUACCUACAGGUGAUAGCCUUUGACCGUGGCGUCCCACAGAGAAGUAGCACGGCCACAGUGACUAUUAAAGUCUCUGACGAAAACGAUGAGGCUCCAGUAUUUCUGCAGAAGAUCUACCGUGUCACACUCUCAGAGAGUCAGAAAAGUGGUCCAGUCAUUACGGUGUCCGCCACAGAUGAUGAUAUUGGGGAGAAUGCCAAGCUAACAUACACCCUACAAAGUGAUCUGAGUUUCUUUUCCAUCACUACGUUACCAUCCAACGCUGGUGUCAUCAAUGUGUUCAAUCCUGUGGACUACGAAAAUGUCAACCAAAGGUUCUUUAAUCUGACUGUGAAGGCAAGAGACUCUAACCCUCUUCAUGAAGAUCAUGCCUUCGUUGAGAUUACAGUCACAGAUGCCAAUGAUGAACCACCAAAGUUCACCGAUACUGUUAAGAUCAUGGACUUCAAUGAAAACAUCGAGGAAGGGACGUUGCUCUAUACAUUUGCGGCCAGUGAUAAGGACAGCCCUCCAAACAACGAUUUCACGUUUGCUAUAGCUGACUACUCAGAUCGGUUUUAUGUUGAACAACAAGGCAACAAGGGCUACGUUAAGAUCCAGAAAGGUUUGGAUGGACAGACGCUGGACAGGGAGACUAGCUCAAAAUAUACUGUUGAAGUGCUCGCCAUUGACAAAGGUGACCCACCUUUAACUGGAACAGCUACUCUCAUCCUGAAUGUGGCUGAUCUCAAUGAUGAGGCUCCAACAUUUGCAGAGAAUUAUCGACCAAUCGUGAUGGAGGAUGACCCCUAUCCCCAACAAGUGUUAACCUUCAAAGCACGAGAUCGGGACACACGUCCACAUGGACCUCCAUUUAAGUUCUAUCUGCCUGAUUGUGCAGAUAAUCCGACCUGUGAUAGAAAUGGCAUGCAGAACUUUACCUUGAUAUUUAACCAAUCUGGUGAUGGCAGUAAUGGAACAGGGACUAUCUACGCCCAGAAUCGUUUCCUUCGAGAGGAGAAAAAGUUUUAUUACCUUCCUAUAGUGAUGACUGAUAUGGGAGGUUAUCAUCCACUUAGCAUGACUGGUACCAGUACGUUGACCAUCGAGAUUGGCGAUAAAAACAACAACCAGCACACAGACGGAUCUAAGGACAUCUUCGUUUACAAUUACAAAGGUUUGUUUAGCAACAUUGAAAUAGGCAGAGCCAAUGCUAAUGACCCGGAUGAUUGGGACUUCAAGGACAAAUGGUACUACUUCAUCGGACCGAAGGACAUGGCACGAUUCUUCAAUGUAUCAAAAGAGAAUGGGACCAUUACAAUGAAGAAAGGCGUGCCCGGUGGAUAUUACGAGUUCAAAGUCCUUGUGUAUGAUCAUGUCGUGUUCAGUCAUCGUAACGCCACAGCCACCAUCCAUGUGACGGUACAGGAGAUAGACGAUGAUGCUGUGUUCAGUUCAGGGUCCGUUAGAUUGUCUGGCACAAGUGCUGAAGCAUUUAUGGAGGAGGGACCUGCUGGAAGUAGUUACAACCAAUUCAAGUCUCUUCUUGCCAGGCGACUAGGAGUACGAGAGAAAAACGUGGCCAUUUUUAGCGUGAUGAAUAAUGGCUCAUAUACAGAUAUCAGAUAUGCAGCUCAUGGAUCGCCUUGGUAUCCAGCUAGCAAGCUUGACGGAACAGUUAUGACGUACAAGGAUGAGUUUGAAGCGGUAUCAGGUGGCAAGAUAGAAAUGGUGAGCAUUGACCUCUGUGUCAAGGAGGUGUGUGAAAGUGGAGGCUGCACCAACAACUUAUUUGUAGACAAUCGUCCAAGUCUCGUUAACACAAAGGGGCAGAGCUUUGUGGGUGUGUCUACAAUGAUCAGUACUGACUGUAUAUGUAAAGCUCGAGAUUUCUCCAAACCACUCAUGUGCAAGGCUGGGUACUGCUAUAAUGGAGGCACCUGUUCCCGAGACAACUGGGGCGAGGUCACCUGUCAGUGCCCAGUUGGAUUUGAUGGAAAGCGUUGUCAGAAGACUCGACACAGUUUUAAGGGUGGUUACGCUUUAUACCCUGCCUUGGCUCAGUGUGAAUAUAGCACCACUAGCAUUGAGUUUAUUACCACUGUCGAAAAUGGUCUUAUUUUCUACAAUGGACCUGUGGAACAAAUUGGGCGAAAUGUCCCACGUGAUUUUAUUGCCCUGGAGCUAGUUAAUGGGUAUCCACGGUUACAGGUUGAUCAUGGAACUGGCAAAGUUAUGAUGCCCCUGGACGGUAAAGACAAAAAUCAAAUCACACGACUUAAGAAACUCAGCGAUGGUGUUUGGCAUCACAUUGACAUUGUCCGUAAAGGAAGGAUGGUCACCAUGACAGUGGACCAGUGUCGUUCGUCUGUUUUUGAGCGUGGUAGUGAGUCGAAGGAGGAUCGGCAGCCAUGUGAGAUCACAGGCAGCACUCGCGGGCGUAACAAGUACCUGAAUGUAAACACCAUGUUACAGAUGGGUGGUCGCUAUGUCACACCACCAUAUCCCACUGGAAUAACCAAUCAGAGCUUCUUUGGGUGUAUCAGGAAUUUAUACCACAAUGGGGAGCUUUAUGACUUAUACACAAGCCGAAACCACCCCGGUCUGAACCAUGAAAAUGACUGCCCUCAGGAAGACCGCCAUUGUGAGGAUGAGAGGAGGAGAGGUGUUUGUGGUCCUCACGGAACGUGUGAACUUGUCCACUGGAAUAGUAACGACUUUAAAUGUCACUGUAAACCAGGCUACCGACCAAAGUACAAAGGAUCCAACAAGUGUGACACAAAUACAACAGUUCGUGACUUAAAGGACCAUGGCUUCAUGUCUUGGAUUCUAAAAAAUGAAAUGUACAACACUCUGCAAGAGAUGACAAUCUCCGUCCAGAUGAGUUUCCGCACACGUGAUGCUGAUGGCGGAAUUCUGCUCCACCUCCCCUCGACAUCCAAAGAGUAUAUUACACUAGAGAUUGUCAACAAUCACCUGCAAGUGACCUACAACCUAAAGGACCAUGAUGCACCACUAAUGCCAAACAUCCUCUCUCUAUCGUCUGUCCGUGCCAACAAUGGACAGUGGCACCACGUUAGAUUCACUCGUACUGGCAAGUGGUUCCAGUUGAAGAUGGAUGGAGGGGAGGGUCGUUACUACAAUGAGACCUGGGGCAAACAGGGAGAAAGUCAGGCCUUCAGUCUGCGGACUGAUCAAAUUGUGGCUGGAGCGCGUGUCGUGUUUGAUGCCACUCCAACUUUCGAUAAGCGUGGUCUAAAAGACACUUGUAUUACGGACAUUCGCAUAGAUGAUAAAUGGUUCCCCAUGCGUGUAGAGGAGAAUCUUCACAGUCCAGCCGCAGAUCUGUCCCUUUAUCCUAAUGUCCAGAUGAACUGUGUCCGUGACGACGACUGUGCCGGCCACUUGUGUUCAAGUGGUAUUCCCAUCAGUAAGGAGUGUGUGCCACUGUGGGGUGACCGCGACUGUAGGUGUCCAGCUGGAAGUGAGCCUGGGACAGCGGAGAAUUGUAUUCCUAUUUACUACUGUAACCCCAACCCUUGUUACUCAGGCGGAACUUGUAUAGAGCUCGACUACCCAGAUACUUUCAUGUGUAACUGUCCUGCAGGAUGGACCGGCUUGCUAUGUAACCAACAGGCUCAGUCGGAGGUCAUCCCAGCCGGGGUCACCACUGAGGCUCUUGUCAUUAUCAUUGUCAGCAUCUUCACUGUCGCAUUAAUUGUGAUGCUGGUUUUCCUGUUGGUUUGGAACCUGACCAAGCAUGACAAAGAGAAAUCCAUCUUGUAUGACGACCAAUACGAUGACAUCCGUGAGAAUGUUAUGGACCACGACGAAGAAGGAGCAGGUGAAGAGGAUCAGGAUGGCUAUGAUAUAUCUCGCCUACGUAAGCCAGACCAGCCCUUCCUUUUACCUCCCCAGGGGCGGCCGGAUAAAGUGCGUCCUGGUGAGACUCCAGAUGUGGGAAGUUUUAUAGAAGACCGUCUGAUUGAUGCGGACAAUGAUUCAAGUGCCCCUCCUCACGACAAUGUUAUGGAGUUUGCAUAUGAGGGUGGAGACAGUGAUCUAGGGUCAUUGAGUUCACUCCACACCAGUUCCAGUGGUGGGGACCAGGAUUACGAGUACCUAGACGACUGGGGACCAAAGUUUUCUAAAUUAGCAGAUAUGUACCAAUCUGUUCCAACAGAGGAAAGUUUUUGACCCCAGCCAUCAUAGAUUUCAUUCUAUCAUGUUCCCACGGAGACAUGAUUCAUUUAAGUUGCUGUUAUACUGAUAUACUACCAUUACAGGAUUAAAGGAGUCUUCUACAGUUUAUCGACAAUCCUGGUUAAACAGCAUGACAUAUCAACGCCAUGUUGAGAUUCAUGUGAAAUGUGACAUUGGGCGACAUCUAACCACCGUGAUUAGUACAUGGAACUACGAUCGACAUCAACACCACGAUCGUCUGUUUCUGUUAGGAUAAUACUACCUGUAAAGAUCAGAUGCAUUUCCUUCUUGAGUGGAGGACGUAAAAUUUGAGCUGUUCUCUUUCGUGACAUUGGUGAUAAUUACAGAAAAAAACAAAGAUGUUUGUAUAUGAAAUAUAUCAAAUAAGUAAAAGACAGGACAGCACACAAAUCUUUUCUUGUCAGGGACUCAACUGUCUAAGAGAAAGGUAUCCUGCAACAGCUCUCAAUGUAUAUGUGUGAAUGUGGGUUUAUACACACAUUUUACCCGUGCACAUAUGUUGUAACAUAACCAUUCUAAUGGUUUUAUGUUGUCAGCAGGAAAUGGACAGUGUGCUAAGCAUGAGUUGUGCUACAGUAAAGUAUUUAACCUAACUAUGUGCUGCAGUUACAGAAUGUGUUAACAAUUUUAUCUGCUGUUCUUACGUUUUUACCAAGAGUGUGGAUGUGGAGCAGCAUAAAGUCAAAGGGAGAUAACUCAUUAUUUUGAUUGCACACUGCUCAUCUAAAAAUUAAAAAAGACUUUAUAUUAUAUGUGUGUAGUUAAGCGACAUGUGCUCAAAGCUACAGUCACGAAGAUUUACAACAAAUUUUGAUUCUUUUUAUGUGAAUUUCCCCCAGAAUGCAUAUAUUCGACGAGACUGUUUACGUGGUGGACAAAGUCCACAUGUACUCUUAUAGGGGGGAAUAUUUCCAGGAAAUGUUGCUCAUAUUCCUGUAAAAACAAAGGUUGUGCAAAAAAAUCAAUAUAAAUCAAAAUGGUGAUUUCCAAGAAUGAUUUGAGGAAUUCGUCAGAUUUUUCCAGUCGAUGACUUUCUUGAAAUUUUAGUACAUGAGGAGGUAUUGAUUGUUAUGUGAUGUGUUGAGAAAUCAUUGUAAAACUUUCUGAAGUGAAAUGUUUGACCCAUUCCUACAAGUGUAAUGAAAGAUUGUAAAUAGAUUAUUUAUACUGUGUUUAGAAAUGAACACAUGCCAACAGGAAAGUGGGAGUUCAAGUGAGAGAUAGUUAUUACCAGUAGUCAGUGUUAAGUGCUGAUUGAUAUUUUCCCUCAUAUCAAAACAUGAAAUAGAUCUAUAAGAUUUUCAAUUUGGAAUAUGUUUCAUAGUAGUAUCUGAAAGUUUAUGUCACAGAGUGAGGUUGUGCAUGAUAGAUAUGAAAAAAACAGUAGAAAGUUUAUAUGAGAGAAAGUUUGUGUAAAAAGAAGAAAAUUUGAUGAAAUACAGAGAGUUUAUUGUAUUUCUCUGUUUAAUUGAUUGUGUGAGAUGUGAGAACGACAAAUAAUGUAUAAAAAAGAUUAUAGAAGUUGUGUGAUUAAGUAUACAGAUGGACCAAACCAUGUGCCCAGAGAAAUGACAGAUAUAUUAUAUUUAGUAAGUUUUUCAUAUAUUGAGUAUGGUAAAUUUGGUGCAUCGUGUAGUCAUACUUGAAUUUUUUUCUAAGGAGAAUUUUCAAACUAACACCAUUUGCAAAUGUUAAGUAUGACCUGUUGUACACUGACCAAUUACAUCUUACAAGUAAUCGUAACCAUUAGCUUAAUUGAUGCUGAAAUUCUAAUAAUACAGCUUUUAAAAAUAGAAAUAUUCGAGGCAAUUGAUGUUUAAACGUCAUCAUAUCAGAAGUCUUCUGAGAUCAUGCAUUUUCUUUUGAAUAAUUUUUGACUGAAAUCUGAAACCACAUGCUUUCAAAUUUACCAACAUGUAUUAGCACAAGGCAUCCUCGUAUUUUCUAUAAUUUUUCAAUCUUAUAAGAUAUCUAUAGAUAUUUUCUUCAUUUUCUAAAAUCAUCUCAUUAUUAAGUUAUUUCCCCAAAAGUGAUCAACUUGGCAACAGGAUGCACCAAUGAAUACCAUUUAAAUAUAUAUAUAUAUAUGAUUAAGUACAUGUAUCACUCUAAAUAAGUAUUCAUCAUUAAAUCAUCUAACGCACAUAUUUUAAGAGAUUUUCAUCUUGUAUCGUUUUCAUCAUCAUGAAAUCGCCAUACUAUCACCAGUUUUUAUAUUUUGAUACAUUUUGAGAAGAAGUUUUGUUUUUACAGCAGAUCAUGUAUUUUUCAAGUAUUGCCUUUUCAUGAAAUAUAUAUCAUUUGUUUUAACCAUCGUGUAGGUUUCAGGAGAAGGACAAAGUGACAUGUUCGGCUGAUCCUUACCAAAUGUAUGGACACCAUUUUGUGUUUGAAUGAUGAUGUGAGCAUGUCGUAUCAGUAAAAGUGUAAAGAUUAAUAACAGUUAUCAUCAUUGACUUAAGCUAUCAAACCUUUAAUUGCAUUGUCAAGCUUUCCUAUGUUUUAAUUUGACAGCUAUGUGUAUCUGCUCCUUGUCAUUAUUGUGCUUGAGAAGAUAAGAAGUCAUGCAGAGAAUGACUGCAAUUUGAUGGUGUUUUUUUUUUUGUUAAAAAUGGACAUAAGGAAAAACUUCAAGUUAUAAAUUUUUAAAGUAUAAAACUGACAGAACACAGGGUAUUGUAUCAUUUUAUUAUCUACAACCACUGUCUCAGAAAAAAGUCAUAUUGUUCUAUCUAGAUUUUUUUUAUUGAUGUAAAGUCAGCUGUAGAAAAUAUACAAAACGUACAAUAUUUAACAGAAUUGUUUUUUUUCACUUACGCUUCAUAUAUACAUGUAAACUAGUGGACAACUGGUGUUGACCGUUGUCCUGUGUAUCAUUCAUUGUUUUGACCAUAGCUGAUAAGAGUUGUAAUCUAGCUGUGCGGUUGUGAAAUUGAUGUGUGCAAUAUUAGAUGCUUAUUCAUUUCAUCAAAUGAGUUGAAACAUUUCCCUUCCAUUACAUAUUGUUGUACUGACACAGCUUCUAAAGCUUAUGAUUAUGUUGACAUUCAGGUGCUUCGAGAUUCUUUUUAUUACACCUUUUAUGAAUUAUGCAAUUUUUUUGCAUCCUUUGCAGUCUUUUGAAAUAGGCUAUGGAUAAAGGCGUGACUCAGUAUUUUGAAAUAGGCUAUAGAUAAAGGCAUGACACAGUGUUGGUCAGAAUCUAUAGUAAAUGUCAUCAUUGUUUUUAUAUCAGAAUCCCCUUGCAUUGAUAUCCCCAGACUGAGAUGAUAUUAACAGGAAUGUGACAAUUAAAGGAAAUAUUACAUUAAAAGGAAUUUCACAAUAUCAAGAACAUUGGAGAGGUUAAAUGUUUUACUCAAAUGUCUGAUGACAAUUGUUUGGAAAAUAUAUAUAUAUAGACAUUUAAAUUAUAAAGUGAAAUCAGUCACAGAUUAAAAAUAUAAAGUUUGAUUUAAUGAAAAAUUCACCCGCUUCAACAGUACUUUCAUGUUCGUGUAUAUAAUAAUGACACUUUAAAUUAAAUAAAUUCUUGUUUGGAAUGCAAGAUGAAAAAGCAUAAUUUUUGUAUAAAUUUUGAUGAUACAACACUUGCCAUGUUAGAGUUGAUAUAUAGAGAAUUGAUCUGUAUUGUUGAUCAAUGAAAGUAGAGUAGGAUAUUACACCUGCUCAUGUAGAUUUUGUAAAAUAGAAGUUAUCAGAAACAUCAGUUUGGUUAUUUUUCGUUGUUAAUUCUUUAUGGUUGUGAAGUUUGAGCUAGUUAGAAUGUAAAAGUCAGUAUUGUUAUUUGUAGAUAUGUCGAUUAAACCUAUUUAUAAUUAUUGAUUUUUUUCAAAAAGCAAUGUACAGUUCAGUGUUUCUCAGAAUAACAAGAGGAAGCAAUUUUCAUGAAGGUGACAUUUUAAAAAACAUUUCUUGCAUUCCUAUUAAGACCUACAUCCGAUGAAUUUGUACCGGUAUUUCCUAAUUUCAUCAUGAUGUGGUUGGAACUGAAAACUGUCCUGUUAUUAAACAAAGUGUGAAAUUUACUUCAUUUAAGCCACUGAUUACUUGCACCAACACAACUACUUAAUAGAAAAAAAUUGUAUGCAAAUAUAAUGGUUGUUUUCUCAGUGCUAUAGGUACUGUAGAAAUGUAUAAUGUCUUAGAUAGGAAACCACAAUUACACUCACACAAGAAGGUUUUUUUUAUGGUAACUUUUUGAAAAUGUGAUCUUUUUAGUUUGAACUAAUUUAUUUAGGGCAAGCUUUCCUCUUGAAAUGAUUCAUUUUGAAUAAUAAUGAAUACACAUAUGAAUGAUAUAGCUUGACUAUUUAUUCAACACCAUUGUGUACAAUGACAACGUCAAUUUGUUAAGGUUUUUUAUUCUGAGAUAUUGAGAUGGACUGUGAACUGCAUUAUAUAUGUAUAUAUAAGGAGAUACUAAUUAUUUAUAAUGUGGCAAACACUUUCAGUGUCAAAAUAAAAAUUUUGUUCUUGGCAGUUGUUCCAGAUAUAAAUGCUAUAAGUGAAGUCUAAUUUCAAAUCUGAUUUGUGGUUUAAAUGUUUUUAUGAUGAAGAUAAUUUAAGUGAUAAAGAAUUAAAUCUAAACCAAUUUAACCAAUUAAGAUAUAUCAGUUGACAGUACAUCAUCACAAGCUUUUGUUUCUAGUUUAGCUUUUUUCUUAAUUUUUGUUUGUUUCAGAAGCACUUAAAACCAAAGUAUUGUGCUCUUGCCAUGCAGAACGUUGUUAUUUUUCAUCAUGAUUUAAUUGUCUGUUUCAUUGUAAUGUUUUUCCUUUUUAUAAUUUUGUUUUCAAUGAAGUAGGCCUUUAUGACCCCAGAUAAUCUAGUCACUGAUUGUAUCCAGAUUUUUACUGUCAAUACUGCACUCUUGUCUCACUAGGCCUUUUGUUUUCUUAUCAAAGCUUACUUGUUUAUUUGUUUACUUUUCCUCCGUUUAAACUUAUUAGCAAUUAUUUUUGUGUAAUGAAUAAUGGGCAAACCUGCAAUAAAGAAAAAACUUUUUUUUUUCCAAUGUUAAUGUCAGACUCGAAUGAGUUGUAAAUUAAAAAACCCAGAUAAUUUGAUAAGAGACAAUACAUAUAAUUUCAUUUUUUAUUUGGUAUUUGAAACAUAUUUGAAUUAAAACAUAUUUGACUCUACAAUUUUCUUAUUUAAUAUUUAUAUUGACUAGCAAAGUUUUGUAUUAAAUUAUUGAUCUGAUGAGGAGAAUGUAAAUUUUUGUUUAUAUCAUUGCUAUAACAUUAUGUACAAUUAUAGGUAGAAUUAAUAUGGAGAAUGUUGUAUAUUUGACUGUAAAAUCUACACAAGGAAAAUCAAAUAGAAUUGACCAACGAAGCUGUGUUUUGAUUGUGCGAUUUGCUGUCUGUUGUAAACUGUAUUUCAGCCUUUGAGAGUUUUGUUCUUGCUCUGGUACACAGAAAUCUGUUUUAUUCAUUUAAUGUUGAGCUGAUAACAGACCCAUAAUAACAUUCUGUUGUUUACAAUAUAACUAGACAUUAUCAAUGUUAUUUGAUUACAAAUUUCAGAGUUUCAUCCUCAAUAUUUUCUAACGACUUCUUUGGAAAAUCAUGAAGUUUGGCCUGUUUAUCAGAAGAACCCAUUUCAAUUACAAUACUUGUCCAUUUCUCCAUAUAAAACAAAUCGUAAAAAAUAAUAUUCCACUAUUCAAUGGGAAGACGGCCAUAUCUAUUUUUAUGUAGUGGUUUCUGCAAAGUAUCAAUUUAUUUAGGAAUGGGCUAAAUUCAUUAAAAUUGUAAACAAAACAUAAAAAAAUUAAAUCUUCUAAUACAUGGGAUCUUUUUGUACUAUAUGAUAAGAUGGAUUUCUCUGUAUUUGAUUCGCUGACUGUAUCUGUCAUUAGCGAGUUUCCGGCAGUUUGCCUAUGUGUAUUUCUGGUCAGUUUUUUGUGUACAAAGGUUUGGUUGGUGAAUUUACUGCAUGCAUACAGGCAUAUCAAUGAUUAACAUUAUUUAUCAUGGCUAUUUUUGUGCAAGAUUACUACUACACAAUUCAGAUUUCAUAUUAAGAAAAUCUGGUCGCCUGCCCAUGAUGUUGUGAAUAGUCACAAACUUGGUACUGUAUACAUGUAUGUAACAUUGAAGAAUAUCAUCAACUUUAAUGAGAUCUCAAAAUCAGAUGUUAGCAUUUACUGAAUUUUGAUAAUAUACAUGUCAUCAUUUUUUUCCCUAUUUUAUGACAUUCCCACUCCUUCAAAAAGAAAGUGUUUGUUAAUAUGAUCAAUAUAUUCAUCAGCUUCUCAUCAUUUGCAUUUUUCUGAUAAAAACCUUAUGAAAAAUUUAAAGUUGAAACCAAAUUCAUUUGAAGAAAUUUGAAGUAACCACAAGAAAAUGAUCCCAUUUCUUGUAGUACACAUUGUGGGUAGGAGAUCAGACGAGCUUCAUUCUCACUGCCUUCAUCAGGUUUAUUAAUCAUCUUUUUUAAAUAAAAAAAAUAUUGACAAAAUAC